GCCAUUAAAUCUCCCACUUGGGAGCGCGAAUGCCUGAUGAUUCAGCCUGGUAUAUAGGAGCCUUACCUAGAAGAAGUACGCCAUCGGAGGACAACCAUAACGUUGUCUACAAUAAUAAGCUGUUUCUCCCCGUUUUGGCGUUAAGGCUGUUCUCCGAACCUUAUCCCAUCCGUCAAAUUGAAAACUGGUGCCGGAGAUGGAAAGUUUGCAUCAACGCACAAAAGUCCCAAAUAUGAAUCAUUAGACGAAAGAAAAGUCCCAACCUACGAGGAAACAACUUCUCAUCUUUAACGAGCCGGUCUCGACAGUCAAACAAGCAAAAUAUCUCGGAAUCAUAAUUAAUGACUACCUCACCUGGGAAAAUCACAUUCAACAUGUCAAGAAGAAAGCUAAUUAUGUUUACCACUUCCUUCUCCCUCUGCUAGGUAAAUACUCAAGAUUGGACUUUGGCAAGAAAAGGCAUAUCUAUCUCUCAUUCAUAAAUCAAUAAUGACUUAUGCCUGCCCUGCCUGGGCCGCUGCAACAUAGCAAAAAUUAACCAGCUACGAAUUCUAUUGUCUAAAAUCCUAAGAUGCAUGACAAAUGCGCACUACUUUGUGAGAAACGAACAACUUCAGGAUUUGAAAAUAUGUAAAAGACUAUCUCCUUUUAACAAAUAGGACAUUCUUCAACUCUGCCAAACAAUGCGAUUUCCUUACUUAUUCUGGAACCUUCCAUUAAGUUACUGAAUGAGGAUAGAUAUUUCCGACCCCUUGCAGCCCAUAUGUUUGCCGAAAAUCAGAAUUUUCCCACCUAACUGUAUUUUCCGGACUUGACAUGUCGUCACUGCGUAGCAUCAGUUUAUUAUUCUCCCACUCCAGGACGUGCUGCUGAUUAUUUCUCAGACCUGUGCUAUCUUGCGGUCUCCCCUUCUCAGCAUGAAAACCUCGCUUUCAAGCACCAGGAAAACUUCAGGCGGCCCACAGUCAGGCGGCCCACAGGGCAGUUAUUUCAAAGAGCCGGAACACGUCCUACAAAUAGUAUGAUAUUCGCGGCAUAUCAGCGGCACUUGGACCUGCAAACAGAGCGAGAUAGAGACAAUGGGCUUUCUUCUGAUCGCUAGAGCUGGAGCAAACCGCAUGUAUUCAUUACCGAGAUAGCAGCGGAGGCAGAGGAUUGAGUUGAAUUUUAUGGUUUUUAAUUUCCGGAAAACGUUUUAUCAGAAAGGAUUUGGCAUCCGGAAGUUUAUGUGUGAAAAGCGGUCUGCAUGAGCGGGCUUGACAUGAGUGUCUUGUGUUUUUAUCCCAAAUUUUGAUUGUGUUUAUCUUCUGUGGUAAUGGAAGGCAAUGCAUCCCCUGAUGCAUCUGCUGAAAUACAUAAUUUGUGUUUGGAAAUAAAGCAUGCUUUUAAUGCACGGCCAGAAGAUGCUGAAUUGAAGUGGUCAUUAUUAAAAAAAUAUAAAUUAAAAUACCUCCCUGAAAGUCAUAAUAAUCAAGCUUUUAUAUCUAGCUAUUAUUCCGUUCUGUCAGCAUUAUUAGAUUCUCUAAAACCAACUAUUUUUACUGAAAAAUGGCAGGAAAAAUUGUUUGAUGACAUUUUUCUCAGUGGAGUACACCAUGAAGCUUUUAUGAUUUUGGCUAGACGAUUAAAUGAAACCUGUGAAAGUUAUGCACAGGAAAAAAUUCUCAGUCUUCUGCAGAUGUUUCUUAAAAGCUCAAGUAUUGAUUCCAUGCUACAUUUUCAAUGUGUUAGUAGCGUGUGGAAUCCAAAAUUCAUAGCAAGUUCAAAAAUGUGGGAUGAUUUGAUUACCUUAAUGGUAUCAUUGUCUGAAAGAAUAGCUAAUAAAACAAAAGGGCAAAUGAACAAAAUAUUUGGCAUUAAUUUUUAUGUACCUCUUUUGGCAUCAUCAGUUCUAAAAGUAUUAGGUCAACUUCAUGAAAAAAUUAUCAGUUGUGAUCAAGACUGUAGCCUUGAAUUCUUGGCUAAAUUAAUUGGAAGGCUUUGUGUUGUUGGGCAUGCUACUAUUAUUGCUAAGAAAUUUUCUGUAGAAUUUAUAAAAUAUUGUGAAUCAGAUUAUGUAUGGAGGCGGAUGGCUCAACAUCUAAUUAAAAAAAUGCCUGCAGCUUCUCUGGAGUCAUUCAUUACAAAUAUGCUUUUAGUUAUCCCCUGGUAUGGUUAUGUUGAUUGGAUUCUAGGAGAUGAAGGUGUUAAAAUUGAAAAGUUGAACUUUAUCAUGACAGUUAAAUUGUUUCUCAUGCGAUGUUUUCAAUCAGAACUGAUUCUUCAGAAUAUAAUAGGUUAUUUUGCUAGUUCAGAUAGUCGAAUAAGUUCUUUUUGGAAGAUUUUUGAUACUUUACUUUCUUCUUGGACUGAUGCAAGUACUAUGAAAUACCAAAGUUUUCAACAGCAAAAAUAUAUUGCUUCUGCUCUAAUAGUGUGUGCAGGAUGGUUAAAAAAAUUAAAAGAAAAUACAAACAGAAAAGUACAUUUAGAUAAAGUGUUAUAUGGAACACACAUAAGAAUUGCAAGCUCUGAAGCAUCUGUUCGUAACCUGGGCAUGAUCGUUGGAGAUAAAUUGAUAACUGCUAUUGAUCCUGAAGCUCCAAAACUAGAAUUUGAGCAUACAGAUACUAAAUUAGUAAAUUAUGCUCAGAACUUGAUUGAAAUUCCACGCAAACCAGAGAAAGAUUCUUU
Messenger RNA from Stegodyphus dumicola, 2673 nucleotides. RefSeq names its product telomere length regulation protein TEL2 homolog. NCBI's taxonomy places the organism in Eukaryota, Metazoa, Arthropoda, Arachnida, Araneae, Eresidae. Gene Ontology annotation, molecular function: Hsp90 protein binding; telomeric repeat DNA binding. The record is from RefSeq and is a predicted model, not a curated record. Gene Ontology annotation, cellular component: cytosol. Gene Ontology annotation, biological process: 'de novo' cotranslational protein folding.